Molecule: messenger RNA, 906 nt
Organism: Torulaspora globosa
Lineage: Eukaryota; Fungi; Ascomycota; Saccharomycetes; Saccharomycetales; Saccharomycetaceae
Gene: ODC2
Product: mitochondrial 2-oxodicarboxylate carrier
Exons: 1
Coding region: 1-906 (301 amino acids)
Biological process (GO): transmembrane transport
Source: RefSeq, a predicted model, not a curated record
AUGUCAGAACCGCAAUCAUUACCGUUUUUCUACCAGUUUAUUGCCGGUGCCGUUGCAGGCAUAUCGGAGAUCCUAGUGAUGUAUCCACUCGAUGUGGUGAAAACUAGAAUGCAAUUGCAGGUGAGUCAGGCAGUUGGCAGUGCCGCUGCCGCUCAGGAGCACUAUACCGGUGUGGCUGACUGUAUCAGGAAGAUUGUGCAGAAAGAAGGUGCGUCGCGCCUGUACAAAGGGAUCUCUUCUCCAGUGUUGAUGGAGGCACCAAAGAGGGCUACGAAAUUUGCGUGCAACGAUGAGUUCCAGAAGAUCUACAAGAAUAUGUUUGGGAGUCCCGUGAUGACGCAGCCGCUUUCCGUGCUGAGUGGUGCGUCAGCAGGUGUGUGUGAAGCGUUUGUCGUUGUGCCGUUCGAGCUGGUGAAGAUCAGACUGCAGGACUCGAGAUCGAACUACAAGGGGCCCGUGGAUGUUGUGAGACAGAUCAUCGCCAAGGAGGGUGUCCUGGCCAUGUACAACGGGCUGGAGUCUACGAUGUGGAGACACGCUGUGUGGAAUGCCGGCUAUUUCGGCGUGAUCUUCCAGGUUAGAGGCAUGUUGUCCAAACCACAGAACAAGACGCAGAAAACGGUAAACGACCUGAUUGCAGGUACGAUCGGUGGUACCUUUGGUUCUUUGCUAAGCACGCCAUUUGAUGUCGUGAAGUCGAGAAUCCAGAACACGGCCGUCGUGGCCGGCGUGGUCAGAAAAUACAACUGGUCGUGGCCCUCGAUGUUCACUGUGUACCGCGAAGAAGGUUUCAGAGCUCUCUACAAGGGUUUCGUUCCGAAGGUAUUGAGACUGGGCCCUGGAGGUGGUAUCCUGUUGGUCGUGUUCACCGAAGUGAGCGACUUCUUUAGAAGAAUGAAUUUAUAG